Messenger RNA from Scylla paramamosain (green mud crab), 1779 nucleotides. Its product is annotated as caldesmon-like. NCBI's taxonomy places the organism in Eukaryota, Metazoa, Arthropoda, Malacostraca, Decapoda, Portunidae. The record is from RefSeq and is a predicted model, not a curated record. Bases 1 to 1779 code for a protein of 592 amino acids. The transcript has a single exon.
AUGCUGUACACUUUCAAGCACUGUAAUAUUGAGGCCAAGGAGCAAACCCAGGAAGCAGGAAACUCGCAUACCAAACAGAAGCACGGAAUGAUGAAGGUCUCUGGCAAACUUUCUGCCAAUCUCAAGCCAGUGGCUACUGGCGUGACUGACCGCACUGUGGUCGCCAACACCUGCAACAUUACUGAGGAGAAAGAACACAUGGGCUGCCGAGGCUGCUUCGGCUGGCUCUUUCAGUUGUUCCGGAAGAGACGGGGUCGCCGCUCCGGAAAACACCUGGAGAGCCACGAUGUGGCCUCCCAGCAGUCCGCGGCAUAUGUGAUGCCCGUAGAUAAUGAUGAGGACGAGCUGGAGUCUGAGGUCGUGCCAUCAAAAGCAGAAUAUGAGAAGCAAGAAAUAAGCCAAGUCCAGGAAAAAACCGUAGCCCAAAUGGAGAGAAAUGACCUCUUAUCGUGCGUCAUGAAUGUGGCGGAGGAGCAACAGGAAUACAUGGAGGUUAAGAGCUUGGGGGGAAAGGCUGCGGAAGAAGAGCGGGAAGCCAGGGAUGUCCUGACCUGGGCUGAGGAAGUAACCGAGGCAGAGGAGCAAGGCCUCGAUGUGUUUGCCCCGGUCAGUGACGCCCUUCUUGAAGUACUGCGUUACUUUGCCCCCACCACACUGACUCACCCAGAGGCGGUCCCCUCCGAGCACGGCCAGGCCAGGAGUGCUGCAGGCACCGCGGCACCCGCAGCGCGGCGAAGGGAGCGCAGGGAGUUGCGGGCGGCCCUGAGAGCGAAAAGCAAGGCUCACCGAGUGAAUAAUGAUGCGGCCGAUGCUGCAUCACCAACAGCUGCAGCCGCUGCGACUUUCAACGAAAGCAGCACCUCAGCAGAGGAAGAGGCAGCUGCAGUGGCAGCAGCGACUCGCAAAAUGAAUCCCUCAGCGGAGGAAGAGGCAGUUGCAUCCGCCACGACGCCAUGCAGAAUGAACGCGUCCCAGAGGCGAAGGGAACGCAGGAAGGCAGCAGCGGCCCUUAGAGUGAAAACUGAACGUCGACCGACAUACGCUGCAAUCACUGCUGGUGCAGCCACGGCAGCUGCAGCCACGGCGACUCCCGACGAGACGAGCGUCUCAGCGGAGAAAGAGGUAGCUGAAUCGGCAACAGCAACUCACGAAACAAGCACCUCAACGAAGGAAGAGGCAGGUGCAGCCGCCGCGAGGCCCUGCAGAAUGAACGCAUCCCAGAGGCGAAGGGCGCGUAGGAAGGCAACGCCAGCCCUUAGAGCGAAAAACGAGAUUCGCCUAUCCUAUGCCGCGAUCACCGCUGGUGCAGCCACGGCAGCUACAGCCACGGUGACUCCCGAGAAGAUGAGGGUCUCUGCGAGGGAAGAGGCUGCUGCAGCGACGAGCGAGAUCAACGCCUCAGCGGAGGAAGAGGCUGCUGUAGCGACGAGCGAGAUCAGCGCCUCAGCGGAGGAAGAGGCUGCUGCAGCGACGAGCGAGAUCAACGCCUCAACGGAGGAAGAGGCUGCUGCAGCCGCCACGACGCCCUGCAGGAUGAGCGCAACCCAAAAGCGAAGGGCACGCAGGAAGGCAGCACCUCUCAAGGUGAAGACGACAGAGUCCGGGCCUCGGUGCGAGACCAGCCCCUGCACAAACCCCGCCUGGCCCUCUCCCUCCGUGCGGGUGUUUGGGUUAGAUGGGCGUCCCGUGGUGUGCACGUGGGAGGAAGCUGCUUAUGGUGCCUUCCACGCACAGCGGCACGCUCAGGGGUCGUCCCAUGUAGAGCGACGCCGUAGCUAA